Messenger RNA from Williopsis jadinii, 1700 nucleotides. RefSeq names its product Sif2p (gene SIF2). Bases 64 to 1626 code for a protein of 520 amino acids. Gene Ontology annotation, cellular component: Set3 complex. Gene Ontology annotation, molecular function: transcription corepressor activity; protein binding. Lineage: Eukaryota; Fungi; Ascomycota; Saccharomycetes; Phaffomycetales; Wickerhamomycetaceae. The record is from RefSeq and is a predicted model, not a curated record. Gene Ontology annotation, biological process: regulation of transcription by RNA polymerase II. The transcript has a single exon.
CAACAACAACCACUACAACUGCGGCGGCACACACAGCUGAGGAAGAAAGGCAACGGAAAAAGGAUGUCACUAACCUCAGAAGAGCUGAACUAUCUCAUCUGGAGAUACUUACAAGAAAGAGGGCUAGAGGUCUCGUCAUUGGCGCUGUUGGAUGAAACGUCUGUUUAUGACUUUGAUACUAAGUACGGUAAACAAGUGCCCAUGGGCUCGUUGGUGAACUUGGUACAGAAGGGGAUACUGUACUCGCUAACUGAUCAGCUGAUUGAGCCGAAUGGUAGAGAUAAAGGUGUUGUCAGUUUCAACAGCGACAAGAUAAAUCUGUUCAACGCUUUGGGUGUUGACAUUGCGCUGAACGGUGUUGAGCCAAAUAGAGAAAGAGUUGGAGAAAACGGUAACGGUAGCGGUAGCGGUAGCAGUGGUGGUGACGCCAACCGCGGUGGGAACAGCGUAAGUGACGGUAAGGAUGUAAACAUGGAUAAGGACGGUGAUAGGGAGAACUCACCAGGGUUCAUCAAAAUACUACAGAAGAAACUUGGAUUCGGUGAACCAACGCUGUCGUUGUCAACAAAUCCAAAGUCGUCGAGUGUGCUGGCGUAUGGAUUGACAGAGGCAAGGGCGAAGAUUAAAGUGCUGUACCAAGGAGAGGAGAAGACGGUGCUUUUGAACCAUCCAUUAAAGACCUUUACAGAUAGAAACAUAAAUUCUGGUGAUGUCUGCUCAUUGGCCUGGUCACCAAAUGGCGAUUUACUCAUUACCGCAGUGGAAAGCGGUGAGUUGAGAUUGUGGUCUGCUGAUGGUAAGCUACGAAAUGUUAUGGUUCAACACCAGUCACCAGUGGUGCUUAUAGAAUGGAGUCCCGAUGGCAGUUCAAUAUUGACCACAGACACAACUAACGUCUCUAUUAUUUGGGACUCACUGUCAGGUCAUGUUAAACAGACCAUUGAUACUCUGAAGCCUGACACUACACUGACAACGCCUACAGGUCAGGACCAGAUAGUUGCAUUGGGUGUUGAUUCCACGUGGAUUGACGACUCAAAAUUCAUCAUUCCUGGGUUCAACGGUUCUGCCUUGGUUUUCGAGCUGGGUCAACACUCACCAAUUGGUACGCUAAUUGGCCAUUCCAAGGCAAUAUCUGUAAUGAAGUUCAACUCAAACAAUAAGUUGUUGUUAACCGCAUCUGAUGAUCGUUCCAUGAGAAUAUGGGAUGGUGGCAAUUUCAACAGUACACACGUGUUAUUGGGACACUCACAACCUAUAACGUUCGCAGACUGGCUGAAUGAUAAGUUGAUCCUAAGUUGUUCUCUAGAUGCCACUGUCAGGGUAUGGGAAGCAUUAACCGGCCAACAAAUAACCAUGGAAUUCACCGAUGGAGUACCGAUAUUGUUUGCGUCAUUAUCGCCUAAUGGGGGUGAAAAAUUGGCUAUUGGAACUACAGAGAGUGUUGUUACGAUUUAUGACAUUGUCAUGGGAGAUAGAAGUGUAAAGAUCAACGCAGUGGCACAGUAUCAACCAGACGUACCUGAAGGUGAGGACGAAAACUACAUGACGAGUUUAGAUUGGAGUAUCACAGGAGAUGUUGUCAUUGCCGGUUAUUCAAAGGCUGAAAGUGUGAUAAUUGGUGUAUAACCUGUACAUAUGUGUGUGCUUCGUUGUUCUUUUGUAUUAUAAACAAUGAUGAAUCAUCAUUAUCACGGAGCAGG